AUGACCUACUGGUACGAGACACCCGACGAUCAGAAGGAUACAUGGCACUGGAUGGGCGUCGCCAUUUCGCUGGCCCACACCAUCGGGCUACACCGCAACCCGGGAAACACCAACAUGGCUCCCCGCAAGCAGAGACUGUGGAAGCGCAUCUGGUGGUCAUGCUUCAUGCGGGACAGGCUGGUCGCGCUUGGAAUGCGCCGUCCCACCAGGAUAAAGGACGAGGACUUUGACGUGCCGAUGCUGGCCGAAACCGACUUCGAGCUCGAGGCGCUGUCGGACGAGAACCAGCUGCUGUCGGCUGACUGCGCCGUGGUGCGCGAUCUGGGGAUGCAGCGCGAGCUCGCUGAGCUCUGCAUCCAAAAGGCCAAGCUGUGUGUGCUGAUAAGCCGCAUGCUCAAGGCCCAAUACUCGGUCCUCAUCCGCGACGCGACCAAGCCCGAGAACACGACCAACAGCACCAUGAUGCUGUUCCCCAACAAGACGCUCGACAACCUCGACAGCAUCAACGUUGUCGACCUCGAGCUGACAGGCUGGCUAGAGGCGCUGCCCCCGGCCGCCCAGUACCACCCGCUGACGCCGCUCGACGUCCAGCAGGGCCGCUCGACGGUGGCGGUGCAGCGCAGCCUGCUCCACAUGGUGUACUACACCACCGUGUCGGCCCUGCACCGGCCGCAGUUCCUGCCGGCAUCGCCCUUCCAGGUCCCGACGGCGUCGCGCCAGGUGCAGGAUAUGUCGCGGCUCCGGGUGCGCGAGAGCGCGGCCCGCAUCACGCACAUGGCGUCGGAGCUGCACCAGCUGCGGCUCGAGCGCUUCCUGCCCACCACGGGUGUCACCGUCAUCCUCCCCGCCAUGAUCAUCCACCUGCUCGAGAUGAAGAACCCGAUGAUGGAGGUGCGCGCCACGGCGACCAAGGGCUUCCGCCAGCUCCUGCGUGUCAUGGAGAAGCUCCGCGACAUAUACUCGGCGGCCGACUUCGCCACAGUGUUCCUCGACGCCGCCCUGCGCAAGGCCGCCAUCGACCUGAACCAGCCCAACCCCGUCGGGGCCGCCGAGACACUGAGCACCAUCAUGGCCAACGGCGGGGGCGGGCACAGACAGCGGCAGCAACAGAUGCAGCAACAGCAGCAGUUCAAGCGACAGCUGUUCCAGCAGCGCCAGAGCCACCACUAUGGUCAGAAGCCGUCACUUAGGAAUAAGCCGGCCACCAUCGCGCCUGCUCUCAACCUGGCGGGCGCCGCUGCGCUACGGCGCGAAAUGGGUGGUGCUUGCGACGAGCUCUCGACCCCGCCGCCCGAGAACGCCCCGUACAUCAACCGGAUCGAGAUGGGGCUGUUCCACGGUGAGCGGUCAUAUAACAACACUGUGCCGCAACAGCAGCAACAAAAACAACAACCUCAUCAGCAGCCCGUUGGCAGUGGAAGCCUGGGCAACAACAUCGACCCGGCCGCCCUCGCGGCGGACGUCGUGGCGGCGGGCCACUCACCGCCACACACGGAGAGGGACCUCGACUCGGCGGUCGGGCUGACGCCGUCGGCCAGCGGGGGUUCGUCGGGCGACGGCGAGCACGUCGGGUUCGACAUGAUGGACGUGGUCGACUUUGGCAGCGGCCACGACGAGUUCGACUGGAACGCCGUGACGGGCACGAACCUCGACUUCGACCAGUGGCUCCAGUUCCCCCCGGCGGAGGGCUCCGGCGGCGUCGGCGUUGACGGGUGCCACGAGGGCAACAACGGAGGCGGCACCGAUGCCGCCGAGGCGCAGGCGACCGCGGAGCACACGGGGGACGUUGACGCCGACCCGAUCCACGAAUUGAUGCUGGUCGACAGCCUGUCGGCCGACGCGGGCGCGCAGCCGAUUGCCGCGAGCGCCUGA
Messenger RNA from Gaeumannomyces tritici R3-111a-1, 1872 nucleotides. RefSeq names its product cutinase transcription factor 1 beta. The transcript has a single exon. NCBI's taxonomy places the organism in Eukaryota, Fungi, Ascomycota, Sordariomycetes, Magnaporthales, Magnaporthaceae. Bases 1 to 1872 code for a protein of 623 amino acids. Gene Ontology annotation, biological process: DNA-templated transcription. The record is from RefSeq and is a predicted model, not a curated record. Gene Ontology annotation, molecular function: zinc ion binding; DNA binding.